UGCCGCUGUUGUGUGCCAUGCCGUGCGGGAGCAGAUCGGCGACACGACCGGCGCGAGUCCGUCUGACAGCUGACAGCGGGAUGACAGCCCGAUGACGCCCGGCGACGCACCGGCCUGACCCGUCCCACCCCGAGCUGCUGCAGGCCGAAUCCGAAGGAUCAGCGAUGCAAGGCGUCUGCGAGAACAUUCGCACGGCGAUCGAACACGGACGUACUGACAUUAUCAGGUCGCUUCUGGACGCGUGUGAGAACGGCAACGUCACGGAGGGCAUCACGAGGGACAAGAUAUUAAAUCAACCGGUUUUGGAGGAAGGAACUUUCCUGUCGUACGCCUCGAAGACCAAUCAGGCGGACAUUGUGAGAACCCUUCUGAAUUGCGGCGCCGAUCCAGCCGUGCCGAACGCGGACGGACGUAAUGCGGUGGAUGUUGCCUCGAACGAUGCAAUACGACGUAUUUAUAUAGAGGAGAUGUUGAGGGCAACGGCCGCUUCCGAAAUAGACAGAGUAGUACAGCUGCUGGAUGCAGGAUUAGACGUUAACUCGUGGGACUCGCAGGGCAGCAAGAACACGCCGUUGCAUUGGGCAGCAUGUUACGGGAACAAGGACAUUAUCGCGUGUUUGCUUGAUAAAGGAGCCGAUGUGAAUGCCGAGAAUGGUUGCGGCGCAACGCCGUUGCACGACGCAGUGAAUCGCGGCGACAUCGCUAUCUGUCAGGAGCUGCUGCAGGCCGGUGCGAAUCCUCUUGUACGGGCUACCAAGGGAACGUUUGCGGGGAAAACGCCGUACGAGUUGUCCAGAAAGAAGCAAUCUCUACACUGUUUCCUUCAAAGAUUCAUAUCGAAUUUUAUGCUGAACGAGAACGAGACGAUGCACAGCGCCGCUAUGUCGUACCCGGACGCGAACUAUUGCCAGAAGGGUCUCACGUGCAAUAUGAGCCAGCUGUCGGUCGAAUCGAACAAGUCCUCGGAUCCGGCGUACGAUGUGCCUUCGCGCGAUGCGGGCAAGGAGAGUCCUAGCAAGUCUAUCAUCGACAAAGGAAGUAUCUACAACUUGCUGUGGCCACAGCCGAAGACUGUGAACGAGCUAAAAAAUUUCACGGCCCCGUUUAUCGCCGGAAAGGAGCUUUUUAUAUCAAUAAUACAGGGCAGUGAAUCUGUACAUAAAAUAUUAGACGUGUGGGAGAUCAGCAGGACCCAUCUGCUGGAACUGGGUCACGACGUAAAGAUCGGCGAGGUGCAGCCCAGUUGCGGCAAGAUGCUCAACGACAAUACGAUUGAAUGCAUCGUGAAUAGGAAUCUAUUUAACAUCGCGGAUAGCUAUCAAUUGCACAUCACGCAUAACUCCAUCAAAGUGAGCGCCGGAAGUCUAGCGGGGCUGCAUUACGCGGUCUGCACGUUCGUGCAGAUUCUGCGUCUGAGUAAGAGUCAGAGUAGGUCGGAGGUGUGCGAGAUCGAGCCAGUCUUCAUCAAGGACGAGCCGAGAUUCGCGCAUCGCGGUAUACUGUUGGACAUUUCGCCCAGAGGACGCGUGCCGACUCUGGAAUACCUUUUACACAUUAUCGAUCUACUCUCGUCGUUCAAGAUCUCGCAUUUACACCUCUACUCUAGACUUGUGCAAAAUUGCGACUGGCAGCUGUGCUACUCCAAGUCCGAGAUGGUGACUCUGGACAGAUAUUGCAGAGACCGCCAUUUAGACAUAGUUCCAACGUUGGACGUCGAUUCUAACGUCAGCCAGCAUCACCUGAUGCAAAUGUGGCCUAUCUUUCAAGACUUGCUCGCAGUAUUCCCUAGCUUAAAUUACGUUCACGUAGGCCCGCGGUUAACCACCUUGCUAGUGCAGGCCGACAGCUUCGACUUGAGCGUAUCCGUCAACGACACGCUCGAAACGGACAUGUCGGAAGUAUUCAAGUCUUACUCGUGCCUUCAGGAACUCUGGCAUAUUCUCAAUUUGAGCUCGAGCACGACUCUGCUUUUAUGUUCCAACAGUUUGCACUCCAAAUCCGAGUUUCACAAUAUUCCCACUAACAUCGUGCUUGUUGAAUACGGAUUUCAGGCUGAUUACGAUUUCUCCGAUUGGACGGAGCCGUUCAGACUGGCGGGCGGCAAUGUUUUACCAAGCUCCGGCACAGCCAGUUACAACAGCCUGGCCGGAUGUCCGGCGUCGACGUACGCCAACACGAGAAACGCGAUAAAGACGUCUCUGGAGCAGAACUCGAUCGGUGUCGUUGUCGCGCACUGGUCGGGCAGUCAUCAUCUCACGCCGCAUCCUUUCGCGUGGAUCGGCUACUUGGUGGCGGCUGGUUUAGCUUGGAACCCGACCACGGAAAUAGAUUUAGGAUCCGACGAGAAUUACGACAUCCCCGAGUUGUCCGCGUCAGUCAGAGAAAGGUGCAUCACGAAAUUACUGGAUAUACACGUGUUUCAAGAUUCGGAAUACAAAAUCGGCAACGCGCUGCUGGAGUUGGGACGUUUAGACACACUGGUGUUAACAUUGAGUAAGAAUCAAGCGGUCAAAGACUUGCAGCAGAUACCGGAUAAUCGCGGCUCCACGUUAUAUCGAUUACUGACCGAUCCGGAUAAUGUGAAUCUGGAGUAUCUCUCGGCCGAUCUGUUCGCUAAGGUGACGAAGCAGAUCAAACGAAUAUCCCAUUCCAUGUACGAGGCGAGCCUGUCCUCCAAGUUCGCGUCGAUGGAGAUACAGGAAUUGCAACUGACGUCCGAUCUGAUGCUGACGGCCUGUAAAAUCGGCAGAACGCUGAUUGGCGUCGGUGUGAAUCCGAACAGCAAUAUGGGCCUCGCGGUUAUCAAUCUGGGAGUGUGUAAUCUGCCGCCGACUUUCAGGACCGACGUGGCGAACAAGAUGUUGGCACAUAUAGAGCAGUACAAGGGCUCCUGGCUGCAAAGACAGUUUCCGCAGGGUCUCCAGGACUCGUUGCUAGUUUUGACCAGCGCGCUGCAUAGGUUUGUGCCGGAGACAUAAAAAGAAAUUUUUUUUUUUUUCAAGCGUAAAAGACUUUCAGCUGGUCACCGAGCGAUCUACAAAAAUGCAAAUGUCUAAAAGACUUUUACAGGGCAUCUGUUGAACUUUUUCACGCGUUGUUCGAGGAUUUUAACUCGACAAAAGACUGCAAUGUGCAAAUAUACACGCGGCGAUGAAUGAGACACGUAAUACGUGCAGGAUUUCAAGAUGUAUUCGAAGAAAAGAAACUAUCGAGAGAGCAAUAUGUACUUUUAUCAUUUUACAUAUUAGAUACACGCUGAUUACUAUAUCGUACGUUUGCUACGCUAUAUUGUUUCUUAAUAUCCGUAAAUUUACGAAGAUGCUUUUAAAGAAACACUUCACCGAGGGAAUAUAAUUUAAGCUAAGAAAUUUUGGAUAUAAAAAGAAUGUUUCUUUUAUUAAAUACAAAAAAGGCAUUUAUCAAUUUAUUGCACAUUUAUUGUCGUUAAUCGCAUAAUAAUUCCGCAAGAGUCACGGCUGAUAUAAAUUAAAAGCAAGUCAUAUUCAAA
Molecule: messenger RNA, 3508 nt
Organism: Wasmannia auropunctata (little fire ant)
Lineage: Eukaryota; Metazoa; Arthropoda; Insecta; Hymenoptera; Formicidae
Exons: 11
Coding region: 165-2978 (937 amino acids)
Biological process (GO): carbohydrate metabolic process
Molecular function (GO): beta-N-acetylhexosaminidase activity; protein binding
Source: RefSeq, a predicted model, not a curated record